Molecule: messenger RNA, 810 nt
Organism: Drosophila montana
Lineage: Eukaryota; Metazoa; Arthropoda; Insecta; Diptera; Drosophilidae
Gene: Obp83cd
Product: Odorant-binding protein 83cd
Exons: 3
Coding region: 26-745 (239 amino acids)
Biological process (GO): sensory perception of smell
Molecular function (GO): odorant binding
Source: RefSeq, a predicted model, not a curated record
GGAAAUCCAAAAAUCCGAAUAGAUCAUGCGUCUUGUGCUGCUUGCAACAUGCCUCUGGCUGACUGUGCUGGAGAGCUCGGCGCUGCUGAGCGGCGAGCAGCGCAGCAUUGAGAAGUGUCUGCGCAACUAUGGAGGACUGAGUGCGGCGAACGCGGAGCGUCUGGAGCGGUACACGCAAUGGUCGGAUAACUAUGAGGAGGUGCCCUGCUUCACGCAGUGCUAUCUCAGCGAGAUGUUCGACUUCUAUCACGACCAGGCGGGCUUCGAGGAGCGCCGCAUCCGACAGCACUUUGGCGAGGCCGUCUACGAGGCGUGCAAAGAGCGGCUUCAGCUGGGCGCGGAUCAGACCCAGAGCAGCUGUGAGCACGCCUAUGCGGGCUUUCACUGCAUUGUCAGCCUGGAGAAUGAUCCGUUCAUAUUGAUAGAGAACAUGCCGAAUGCCACGCGCGUCGCCAAGUCGGCGAUGAAGGAAUGCCUGCAGCAGGUGGAUCAGGUGGAGUGGAAUCGCAUUGCCGACUACGCCCAGUUUCCGCCCACAGAGCCCAUACCCUGUUUUACGCGCUGCUUCAUCUCGCAGCUGCAGCUUUUCGAUGAGCGCACGCGCCGCUGGCGUCUGCCGGCGAUGCGGCAAGUGCUGGGCGUGCCCCUGGUGGGCGCCCAUGUGGCUGGCUGUGCACAGCGCCGUGGCCGGAAUCCCUGUGCCACGUUUUACCAGCAAUUCACCUGCUUUGUGGUGGCCGUUUAGCACUUGUUAGUUACACUGAGCGAACAAAACGAGUGUCUCGACACAUGUCUGCAAAUCAUAGAGUA